GAUUGUCAUUGUCAAGCCAACCGGUGAUAAGUCUAUGGUAUAAUAUAGGAUUGUAUGGGAAUUUGUUAUAUACCGGAGAGACCUUAGGAAAAUAGGAAAAAAUUAUUCUUAAGAACAUUAUCGUAACGUGAAACUCAUAUUAAUAUGAGUAAAUUAGAAGAAAAAAUAAUUUCCGCUUUUAAUGUUAUAGGAUAUAAUGGUCCUCUUACACAAAAAUCAAAUUUUCCGAUAGCCAUAGAAGGUGGACCAAAAAGUAUCGAAUACACCGAACUUGUACACUUUCUUACAAAUGAAAUUAGAACUUUACAAGGUAUUGAUGAGGAGGUUAAUCCUAUAUCAGCCCCAGAAGAUGCAGUGGCAUUUAUAAUGGAAGUUACAUCUUUUUUAAAAGAAUUAGGUUGUCCGUACAAGAUCCUCAUAGAAGGUCAUGUAUCAGAUCGCUUACAAAAUUUUUCUGAUAGGCUUCUCUUGUUGGAUUAUUUACUGACAGAACUUAUGGGUGCUCGCAUACUACAAGAAAAAAAGCCUGGUAAAAAAAUAGAACUUAAACUUCAAGAAACUCCGGCAGCCAAAGAUAUGAGAUUGAUUUUACAAACUCUUCGUUUUCCAAAACCGCCUGCGAAUAUAUCUAUUCAGACGUUAUUUCAAAAAUUGGUACCCACAAUUCCUAUUGUUAUAAAUAAGGCAGGAAUGGAUAUAGUUGGAAAGGGAAUAUUUAAUGGUUUCCUUUCCAAUCAACAGUGGGACAUCCUUAAUGGUGUUCAAGAAGAUUUACAUAAAGAAUAUAAAAUAAGAAGGGAGAUGUUGUUAACAAGAUUAGAUGUUACUAUACAAUCUUUUCAGUGGUCUGAUCGAACAAAAGGCAAAGAUGACCUAUUCGAGAAACUUUACUACGAGAGACGCCCGUUACUGAAAGUAGAUCCUGACGUAGAUAUGUCUGAUUUAUUGGCGUCUCGAACUGAUAUAGCCAUUAUUGAAAAAACUAGUAACUCAUCUGUAAGGAAAAAUACACGUUCAUCAUUACAAAAAUUUAUAAUUGGACAAGUUCCAGAUAGAGGUGGUAGGACUUCAGAAAUAGCGCCACCUCCUCCUGAAAUGCCAUCUUGGCAGCAAAGAUCCGCGGGUCCUGGAGGCCGUGGAGGUGGUAAUUUCAACCGAGGAGGAAGUAAUAAUUAUUCGAGAGGCGGAGGCGCGAGUAAUUACACAAGUGGUGGCAAUUACCAAUCCAAUUAUCAAUCGGGAGGAGGUGCCUACCAAUCGGGAGGAGGUGCCUACCAAUCGGGAGGUGGUAAUUACCAGUCCAGUGGAGGUAGUUAUCAUUCUGGUGGAGAUAGAGGCGGUUUUCACUCGGGAGGUGGUAAUUAUCAAUCUGGUGGCGAUCGGGGUGGAUAUGCAGAUAAUAAGAGAUAUGACAAUUCGGGAGGAGGAAGCAAUAGAAAUUACGAUAGUUUUCAAGGUAAAUACGACAAUUCUAGUUCGAGAGUUUUCAAUAAAAGUUUCGAUAGCGGAAUCUCAGGGGGAAAUAAAAAUUAUGACAACACCAGAAGGGAUAGUUAUAGCUCACAGGACUAUCAUCAAUCAAAGAGAGCUAAAACUUAUGAUUCUUUUCAAGCCAAUAAAACAACGUAUGCCGAUCAAUACGUUCAAGAACGUCAACAUAACCAACAAUACUCAUCGAGGGACGAUAGAGGCUCAAGAGGAUACAGAGGUUCUAGAGGUCGCUCUAAUUACCAACGAGGUGGUGGCGGAGGAAGAGGUAGUUAUAGAUAAAGCAGUGUUAUUCAAUAUUUGGUAUAAAUUUGGUCAAAUCGAUUUCAUUUAUUGAUCAAAGUUUGUUCAAAGUAAGUUGAGGAAAGUAAAAUAAAAACAAAAAAAUAUUCAGAUUACUGAGAAUUUAAUUCAAUUGAUUAUAGAUUUUUCGUCGAAUUUUUCAUAAAGAGAGAUUUGGUAAGAACGCUUCUAAAUUUAAGUUGAGUAUUUAAGACAUGCUUUUCCAAGACAUGGUUUGUCCUAUAUGUAAAAUUUUACUGGAUAGAAAAUGAAAACUAAGUUCUCAAAGGCUCUAAUUUUUCAAGGAAAAAUUAGACUAUUACGGUAGGAAUGUCUAGAAGUAAAAUGGGGGGCACACAAUUUUUCCCAUGUUUUGAGACCUCCUGAACACGAUUAUGAUGGUUUUUCGUAUAUAUAUAUAUAUAUUAUAUAUAUAUAUAUAUAUAUAUAUAUAUAUAUAUAUAUAUAUAUAUAUAUAUAUAUAUCUGUUUAAGCUACAAUUCUUAUUUUCGUCUCUCGAGCAAUUGCUAUGGGUCCGAUUUGGUUCAAAAUUAGCAUACAUGGCUUUUUUGGCGGCGGAUUGAUAUUAUUAGAGUUUGGUUGAAAACAAAUGAAUAUUUCGAGAGGUCGCAGUGCAAAAAAAGUGGUUUUUGACCUUUGUUCACCUCUGCAGGUCAAACGAAAAGCGACUGAAAAAUGAAAUUUUACAUGUAGGUUCAAUUAGUUGCGAGAUGAUUUCCUGUCUAAGGUCGAAAGUUUCCAUCUCCACUCCUCUCCAUUUUAUAGUCAUUUCUGUUAUGUUUUCUUACUUCGCAUGCAAGUAGGGGUGAUGUUGAAGAAUUGUCUUUCUCAAGUUCAAAGUUUUCUUCUUCAGUUCUUCUAGCACAAAACGCCCGAAAUCAUUUUGAUCGCUGUAAUUGUUGAACUGGACCGCCUCCUAUUUAAUGAAUAAUACGAGUAUGAUCGUUGCUAGGGUGAUUUUUUUUACUUCCCAUUUUCGAAAUUUCUUGUCAUUAUGACAAUUUUUUCUUUGUUGUCAAUUGGAAUUGAACAAGAGGGUUCGAGACCACCGGGUCUAUUGAAAUUAUGAAUUUUCAUUUGAGAGAGUUAACUUAUGAAAUGAAAAGUUAUUGAGGAAUAGUAAAUUUUCCAUAUAAAGAAAUAAGAUUGAGAAUUGAUAUCAUUUCCAAGAAAUCAUUUUAUGGAAAGAUUUGUUUGUGUAUUAAUUAAAUUCUUCAUUCGACGAAAAAUUCGACUUUCGUGAUGGAGCUCUGCUGCUCAAGCCUUUUUUUUGUAUUUCUAAUAUUCAAUUUCGAUGUUAUUACCAUGUGUAAAUAAUACAUAAGCAAAUUUGAUUCAAAAAUUCAGUGUGAGAAAAUUUUAUUUUAAAAUUGAUUUGUAGUAAGUGUCCUCUACAAGUCGAAACGUUGUAUAUGCAACCCUUUGGCUACUUUUUGACCUGAGUUUUUCUUUCAAUAAAACAAAGUAGAUACUAUUAUAUAUUUUUACUAUUAAAAAUGAUUAUGUGAAUAAAAGUAAUUAAAAAAAUUAUACAUAAAAAAGAAUUGUACAUUAUCUUUGGCUAAAUAGAGUUUUAUAAAAGUCCUUAUGUACUUCAUCCAGAUAUGGAAACAAGGCUUUAAUAUGAGUCACUUUAUCGACUGGCAAUCCAUUUCUGGUCUCUCAAUUAUAGAAUAUCAAUAGGAAAAAAAAUCUUCCAUAGAAUUUCCUGCCUUAAGGAUACUAACCUUACUAGAGUAUGGUAGAGAUCCACGAGAUUUUUUUAUACAUCCAAUUUCUAGUCAUGCAAACAAUUUCAUUACCGUGAAGGAUUUUUUCACCUUUUGCUAUUAUUUUCACCAAAUACAUACCAAAUACCUGUCGCAGGUAGAACAAGUAUCAACAAGAGGCAUCCUGAAACUUAUGCUGAAGUUGAUCAAGAAUAUUUGGUUUACCGCUGCUUGAUGGGUAUAAUCAUGGUCACCUUUUCCUUUUCGCUCGUUCUUCUAUGAAUAACCCAACUGUCUUCGUCCAUUCCGACUCUUUUUGCUCUGACCACAUAUCCCAUCUCAGUUUGACCAUACAGUACUUUGCUCUCUGCGUUCGUUUUUCUUCUUCUCCACUAGUUUUGCUCCCGCACUUCUCCGAAAAUCCUCCUUAGUACCUUUCUCUCCCAUAUGUUUAUUUUGUUUUCUUAUUUUUUGUUUAUGAUCCAAAACUUACUGUCAUGCAGCACUAUUGGUUGUAAAACUGUCUUGUAAAUGCGUAACUUGGCGUCUCUUGAAAUAUCUUUUGAUCCUAAUAGACCUCCUAGGGCUCCAACCAUUUUGUUCCCUCUCGCCAGUCUUGUCGAUUUCCAUGGUUCAAUCUCCUUCGUUUGUCUAUGUCACACCAGGUAUUCGAAUCUCUGAAUUUUAUCAAAUCCAUACUCCUUGUUCUGUAGUCACUUUCAAUUGGUUGAAGUUAUUUAAAUCCCUUCCUAUCUCCAUAUAUUUGGUUUUUUGUACAUUUAUGCGCAGUCCACAUUUGUGUCUACUUCUCAGGAUCAUUUCUAAUACAAGGUUAAACAGCACUGUUUAUAGUGGGUAUCCUUGCUUUAAACCUCUUUUUGUUUCAAACUAUUCUGAUAGGCAUUUUUACCAAAUUGUUUUCUACUUCCACAUUCAACAUUAGAAACAACAUACUGUUGUCUAUGUUUAACUGGCACUUGGCUCGUGGCGUUUAAAACGUUCGCUACAACAUUUUGGAAAGGCAAGACCCAAUUUGUGGACUAUCAACUUUUCUCCUGUUGGAAAAUAAAAAAAUUAUAUAUUAACAAUUAUUGAAGUAUUGUAUAAAUUACAGUAGAAAUUGUUUAUAACGACCGCCAAGGGGUCAGAGAAACCUGGUCGUUAUAACCACCCCAUUGAUAAGCGUGAUAAAAUUUUAGAAGAGAGAAUAAAAUACAAGUGUAAAAUUAGCAUUACAUGUAUUAAAAUUAAAUAUACAUACAUAUAUAAUAUUUAGUAAACAAAAUACAAAGAUGAAUAAAAUAAAGGAAACUAUGUAUCUAAAAGAAAUCUGUGAUAAGUUUUUGCUUGACGCUGUGUUUUUCGUAGUAAAUUUUUUCGAUUUCUCUUUCCACGACCAUCAGAGCAUCUUUGACGUGUGGCUUUGGCUCUUCCUCAAAAGAAAAAAAUUUCUCACCGUUGACAUCGCCUUCAUUGCAGAGCUGGCCGAAGGAAGAAGAAAUUCCGCUGAUGACGUUGAAUCUUCCGCUUCAUCUUCUUCUGAGGAAUGAUUUUCAUUUGAGUGAGAAGCUGAUGCUAUUAUCUCGACGUCAGUUAGUUCUGACGAUGUUUCGAUGUUUUCAUCGACAGCAGCAUAUUGAUUAAAAUCGAUAUUUAUCCCCAUUUCGGGAGGUAAAUUAAUAUUUUCUGCCCAAUCCGCCAGAUUUUCGACGUUGAAUUGGAUUCUGAGUUAUCAGAGCUAAGAAAUCCUCCAUGACGGAAACAAUUUCUUAUUGUGUCACAGUCCACUAUAUCCCAAGCUUUUGAGACCAUUACUAUUGCUUGUAGCAAAUGAACGUUAUGUUCAAUAUUUUUUUCAAUAUUGUCGAUCAUUUUCAAUACCAAUAGCUUCCUGAAGUUAACUUUUAGUGCCUUUAUGACCCCUUGGUCCAUUGGUUGAAGCACAGAUGUAGUGUUUGCUGGCAGGAAAACUAAUUUUAUGCAUUUUAGAGAUGCCACAUGAGGAUGUGCUGGGCAAUUAUCAACUAAGAGUAAAAUUUUCUUGUUUUCCCUUCUUAGCUCUCCAUCCCACUCGCGCAAAAGUUUUUCAAACAACUGGGAUGUCAUCCAUGACCUUAUAUUGUGUUCAUAUUGCACUGGUAGGUUCUUCACGUUUUUGAAACACCGCGAGUUUUUUGAUUUUCCGAUGACCACUAACUUUUUUUUAACACUCCCUGUCAAAUUAGCCGCAACUAGAACGGUGACACGGUCUUUCGAGUGUUUUCCACCAGAGCAUUUCUCGCCCAAAAACUUGAAAGUUUUGUCAGGAGUGAGUUUGUAAAAUAGCCCGGUUUCGUCGCAGUUGAAGAUUUCUUCAUCCACGUAGCCUUCGCGAAUUUUCGGCCAAACGUUACCAAGCCAAUGAUCCUUCACCCCUGCAGGGACAUCUGCCGAUUCACCUGACAUUUUUGCGAAGACGAUAUUAUGGCGAUUACGAAAUCUCUGAACCCACGAUGGGUCGGGUUGGAAAUCUUUGUUCAGCAUUGCGGAAAAUUCUCGUGCUUUUGUAAGUAAAAUCGGACCGUUAAUAGGAACGUUUUUCUCCCUGUGCUGUUUAAACCAUUGAAGUAAGGCUUUGUCUAGAUCGGUGUGCUGAGUCCUUCUAACUUUCUUAACCAAAAAAGAUUCCUCUUCAAAACAACGUCUUAUUUUUUCUUUGUUUGCCCACACAGUGGAUAUCGUUGAGUGGGAAACGCCGAACUCUUUAGAUAACAUCGUAUUAGACUCACCUUCUUGCAGUCUCCAAAUAAUGUUUGCUUUUUCUUCAAUUGUCAACGAUUUUCUUUUGGACAUCUUGAACACUUGACACUGAGCUCGCCCUUUGAAGCACAAGAACAACUGAUGGGAAAAGUAAACAAAAUAACAACACAAAACACCCCACCCCACCCAAAUUUCGUGGAAUGAACUGAGUAGUGACUGCGUUCUUCCUUUCGACGAAAUGCCUACGUUGUUUACAUCCUGUAGGUCUCUAUAGCCGAUUUAACUUCGGGAAAUUUUCCAAAAUUACGUUACUAUAACCGAUGUCGUCGUUAUAUCCACUGUCGCUAUAGGCGAUAUAUUUCCUUUACGAAAGCAUACUGAACCAAACUUUUUCCAAGAAUCACGUCAUUAUAGCCGAUACGUCGCUAUAACCGACGUCGUUAUAUAAAGUUUAUACUGUAUGUGUUUUAUUUAAAUUCACAUAACAGAUUUUUAGGAUUUGGAAUAAUCCCUCCUCUGGGCUUGGAUCCGGCAAGAAAUAUAUCCAAGGCAGAAUUAAAAACUGUUAUUUAUGAAUAAAAGAGAAAUUAAAAAAAAAUUAUCAGUACCAAAUUUGGGAACAAGAUGUGAGUGUCGUGUCACAACAGAAACUAGAGAUCUUCAUCAGAAUAAGAAUCGUUCAAAUCAUCAACUGCAGAGGAUAUUUUUGGAAGUACUAAAUAUUCUUUUACAUUUGAAAUUAUAUACUUGAUAAAAUUUCCCAAAACCUAGUCGUUACUUAGUAUUGAUUUGACGAUUACCAGAAUUUAACUUCUUAAAUUCUCUGAAUUCUCUCUCUAAAUUCAUUUACAAACCUUACCAAUUGGACCUACGGUCCUUGAAGAACCGUAGCCUCCCAGACAACUGUCCUCCAUUCUGCUCGAUGCACUUUUCUCCGCCAAUUUCGGACGCCUAGUUCUAUUAGGUCAUCGUCCUGCCAUCUUUUACGUGGUCGUCCUGGAAGUCUGCGCCCUUCCGGCUUUUGUAGGUAUGCAAGUUCGACUCCUCGACCUUUUGGCAUCUGUUCGCCGUAACUAAGCCAUCUUAGUCUCUCUCUCUUGAUCUCUACUACCAGGCUGGGCUCUCCGUAAGUCUCAGGGUUAGUACGGAUGCGCCAUUCUCCUUGGUCUUGGAUUGUUAUUCUUAUUUUCAUUGUAUGAUCUACUACUAACUCUAUAAACAUUGGUUAUAUUCUUCUUAGUCACUUCGGCCAGUGUAAAUUAAUCAACGUUUAAAAAUAAUAUCGGCCAGAUGGCGUCCUUCCCGAUUAAUGCAUUCUUGCAGGCGUUUUUUGAAAUGGUCAGGAUUCCUAAUCGAAUUAUUUUCUUGAGUUCUUCAACGGUACGGGGUCGUUUUUCGUACAAUUUCGUACUUUUCAGGAAUCCCCACAGUAAAAACUCACAUGGUGUGAGGUCUGGUGAACGGGGAAUCGAUCCGUUUUGGUAUAUCACACGAUUCGGAAAAAUCUUAUUAAUAAUAUUCAUGCUCACACGGGUUGUGUGGCUUGUGGUUCCGUCUAGUUGGAAUAAAGUGGGUCUAUGAUUCCUGAUGAGGGCAUGGCAUACCAAACUGUUACCUUGGCCAAGUGGAGAUGUUGUUAAUGAAGUUGAUGAGAGUUUUGAUCACUUCAGUACCUAAAGUACUGUUUGUUCAUAAAUCCUGAAAGAUGAAAAUGUGCAUCGUCACUCAUCCAGAGGUUGUGAACAAGCUCCUCGUUUUCUUCAACCACGCACUCUGUCAACUCGCUGACUUGAGGCGGGCUUCUUCCUACAGCAACUCGUACUGCCACCGCUUGUGCUCUUCGUUUCACCGAUAUUUUCAAAAUUUGUCACCCACAACUUUAUCGAAUUAACACUAGACGCUGACUUAUUGCGACUUCAAAAUGAGUACGAAAAGGGCGUUAAGCUACUACAUAGCUACCGGUAUAGUAAAACGCUUUCACAGCAAACGCUAGGCAUUGUUUUGACAACUGUUCCAUGGCGACUGAAAUGCUUCGUAACGGGGAACAUAACGGUAACCUUUACAACUCGUUCCGCCUGCUUUUCACUGUAUUUUAUUAAAUGCACACUCGUUUACGUCACCUCGAGAUUCACCAAAAUAUUCGACUCCGAAAGACCUUUAGGUCACAAAACCCGACUUCGCUUCGGGAUCGCGGAGCGACUCUCUUGACGUCACAUAACCCUACUUCACAUCGGUAAUGCAAGGCGACUCCCAAGUCGCAAAAAUCCGUCUUUGUCUUCGUCUACUUUAUCCCUUAAGCUGAGCUGAGCGGUUUUCCACGAAAUUACUUCUGAGCACUAGGCACUAUCUGUCCGCGUUUGUCCCUAAAAGACACUGGCGAUGCCUUCGUUUAAGUCGCCGUGAGAUUCACCGAAAUAUUAGAGUUGGCCACGUAGGCCGCUGGGAAAUCGAAAAAAAUGCUCUUCGGAAGUGCGGAGCUGCUCUCUUUAAGUUGCAAAACCCGAUCUCGCCUAGAGAUUGCGGAGCGACUCUCUUCUAGUUGCAAAAUCCGACUUCGCUUAGGGAUAGCGGAGCGACUCCCUUCAGGUCGCAAAAUCACAACUUCUCCGUCUACUUUAUCCUUAAUAGCCAGACAGUUUUCCAUGAAAAUUUCCUCUAAGCACUAGGGACUAUCUGCUCGCGUUUCGCCCUAAAAGAUACUUUCGAUGCCUUCGUUAAGUCUCCGGGAGAUUCACCGAAAUAUUCGACUUGGCCCCGUAGGCCGCGGGGCAAUCAACGAAAAAAUUCCCUUCGGGAUUGCGGAGCUACUCUCUUUUAAGUCGCAAAACCCGACUUCGCUUAGGGAUUGCGGAGCGACUCUCUUCAGGUUGCAAUAUCACGACCGUGACGUCCUCGUCAUAUUUGGUUUUAAAGUAAUGAAAAACACAUAAUAGCGUAAAUUUUUCUAUAACAUUCAUCAAAUUUGUUAAUUUUCGCCUUAAAUAAUUUUGUAGUUACAGGGUGUUUUAUAAGUAUGACAAAUUAUAUAAAAUUUUUAGCGAUUUUCUUUUUUAGUUAUUCUCUUAUAGGUCCGUGUUUAUUACAAGAUUUUUGUUCUUAUAUGUUGUUAUAUUGUAACUUUUGGAAGGGAAUAGUAGAAAUAAAGACUCCUCGUACAUCAGACUUUCUUCAACUAACUUUGAACACUGUAUAAAUACUUAUUGGAAUGUAUAAUAUAUUGUCAUCUAUAUUGCUAAUUGUAAUUAAUAUUUAUUAUUUAUUAGUUCAAAUUUUUAUAAAUUGUAUUUGUUUUUAAUCGAGAAAUAAUUUUUAUUUCUUCAGCUUUUUUAAUUUAAAAAGAUGAACCUUUCAAACUGAAAUCUAAAUAAAAAUUUAAUCCAAUA
Molecule: messenger RNA, 9622 nt
Organism: Diorhabda sublineata
Lineage: Eukaryota; Metazoa; Arthropoda; Insecta; Coleoptera; Chrysomelidae
Product: protein FAM98B
Exons: 6
Coding region: 145-1770 (541 amino acids)
Cellular component (GO): tRNA-splicing ligase complex
Source: RefSeq, a predicted model, not a curated record